AUGACAAUAACAUACCUAUGCUUAAUUUAUUGUAGAACAAAAUAUUUGUGGAAGCAUGAUUCAUUCCUUUCCACUAAGCUACAUGUUGAAAAUUGUGUACACAAUUUCGAACGCAAUUAUGAUGAUAUGAUUAAUGGUAUAAAAAACAAGUUAAAAUUUAAGUAUGGUUUGUGUAAUGUGUUCUUGAAAGUGGUGCCCUUAUCCUUUUGUGAAAAUGUGAACAAGAGCAACGAUCGCAAUAGUGUCAAAAGUGGUGUUGCGAGUGAUAUCAGAAGUGAUGACCGCUGCAUCAACCCGAGGGAUAACUUUACAGAAUCUAGUUCCUAUCUAAAUAAAAAUAUAGAACACGAGGAAAAAUGCUGCUCAAAAUUAGGAACGCAGCUAAUUUUUCAUUACGUUAAAACAUAUGUGAAAUAUGUUGUAAAUUCUUUACUUUACUUUUUUUUUUUUUUAUACGAGACAUUUUAUCGCACCUUUUGUAUAUUAUCUAAGGAAUAUUUAGAAUUUUCCAAAGAGGCAUAUGAAUACUCUGCUUUUAUUUCAGACAAUCUACUAAACAGCUUUGUGACAAUUUAUAAAAUUUAUAAACAAAUUAAUUCUUUAGAUUUUCCUUUUACGCUAGAUGAACUCUCAUUCUUGGGUUCAGGAUUCAUUUUCGACAAAAGGGGAUACGUGUUAACCGCUGCACACAACAUAACGAAUACAGAUGGCACCUUUGUUAUCAAAAAUGAAGACAAUUUUUAUGUAGCAUCCGUAUUGGGUUUGCACAGGGAAUCGGACGUGUGCGUUAUGAAAAUAAACUCUGAGGAACAGUUUUCUUACAUACCUCUAGAUUCCAUGAAAGAACGUCUGAAGCUAGGAGAUACAGUAAUUACAUAUGGACAAAUACAGAAUUUCGAUAAAGGGACAUACAGUGUGGGUAUUGUGAAUCAACCUAGACAAACAUUUUCCAAAUUUAAAAAUUUUAAUGAACAGGAGAAAACCUGUCUGUAUCCCUUCAUUCAAAUAAGUAAUCCGAUUAAUAAAGGCAUGUCUGGUUCACCAUUAAUUGAUAAGGAUGGAAAUCUAGUAGGAAUGAUACAAAAGAAAAUAGAUAAUUAUGGAUUGGCCUUACCUGUGAACAUUCUAAAAAAUGUAGCAACCCAUUUGCAACACGAAGGAACAUACAAGGAGCCAUUCUUGGGGAUAGUGUUAAAAGAAAAUGAACAAGGUAUCACACCUGUUUACAAAAAUUCUGAAAACGGACAAAAAAUACAGAAUGUUUUGGCUAACUCACCAGCGGAUGUUGCAGGCAUAACUAGAGGAGAUAUUAUUUUAGGGAUUAACAAUAAGGAGAUAAAGAAUAUUUGCGAGGUACAUGAAAUUCUGAACAGCAUAUCGGAUUAUAUUAAAAAAAAAGAAGACCUAGAAUACAAACCUUUUAAAAAUAUUAGUUUUAACAAGCUAAAAACAAACUUGAAAAAUUUUCUAGUGAUAAAUAAAAAAUUUAACAUAUCCGAUGUUAAGAACGUUUCGUUUUUAGGAAAAUUCCACAUUUUUGAAAAAAUUGAGAAUUAUGGGGUUAACGAAAUAUGCAUAGUGGGACGAAGCAAUGUAGGAAAAUCAACAUUUCUAAGAAAUUUUAUUAAAUAUCUUAUAAAUGUCAAGGAACACAUAAAUAUCAAAGUUUCAAAGAACAGUGGUUGCACAAGGUCAAUCAAUUUAUAUUCAUUUGAAAAUGCAAAAAAAAAAAAGUUAUUCAUUUUAACAGACAUGCCUGGUUUUGGUUAUGCAGUAGGAAUAGGCAAAAAAAAAAUGGAAUUUUUAAAAAAAAAUAUAGAGGACUAUAUAUUUUUGAGAAAUCAAUUAUGCUUAUUUUUUAUUCUAAUUGAUAUGAGCGUUGAUAUACAGAAAAUUGACAUAUCCAUAGUAAAUGCCAUAAAAAAAACAAAUAUACCUUUUAGAAUCAUUUGCACAAAGAGUGACAAGUUUAGUUCUAAUGUUGAAGAUAGACUUCAAGCUAUAAAAAAUUUUUAUGAGCUUGAGACAAUUCCUAUACACAUUUCGAAAUUUUCGAAUCACAAUUAG
Molecule: messenger RNA, 2067 nt
Organism: Plasmodium gonderi
Lineage: Eukaryota; Apicomplexa; Aconoidasida; Haemosporida; Plasmodiidae
Product: trypsin-like serine protease
Exons: 14
Coding region: 1-2067 (688 amino acids)
Biological process (GO): proteolysis
Molecular function (GO): GTP binding; protein binding; serine-type endopeptidase activity
Source: RefSeq, a predicted model, not a curated record